AGCCGUUAGGCUGUACAAGUUUCAAGCGUAGCUAAUGUCAAAUUUUUUUUUAAAGAUAGAGAGAACGCGAAAUUAAGUAGCUGCCGUACAAAAAAAAAUUUAUUUUUUAAAGCAUUAUUUUCAUAAUAAUAAUGGAUUCUUUUGAAUACGAUUGUUUAGAUGGCCUAAACAAAUUUUGUAGUAAUGCAGAAAAUGCGAUCGAAAAACAGAUUGAAAGAGCAUCAAAAUAUUGUGAAGUUGAAUUAUCUGAUGAUGAUUUAGAGGAAUCAACAGAAUCCAGUAAGAAAAUUGCAAGAGAAAAAAAAAAGACCAAAAGUGAUAAAAUUGAAAUAUCAGGCGGAGAUUUUGAAGAAUCAUCUGAAUGCAUUUUCAGUGGUGACAUUACAAAUGAAAAAAGAAUUCUUAGGUCUUCACUUCGCUCCCGAAAAUCUAAAAGAAACAAUUUAAUUGAAGUUGAUUUAACAAAAUGUGAUGAACCCCGUGGCAAGAACAAAAAAAAAGUUAAUAAUAACAUUAUCCAGAUAGAUAUUGAUGAUAGCUUAGAGUGUAUUUCCCCAGGUCGAGUUGAGAAAUGUUCUAGUUUUUUAUCAGACACGGAAAAAGAAAAUAUUAUAAUAAAUAUUCAAUGGAAAAAUGCAAUUGAAAAAAUGAAACAUAGAAAAUUUCAAAAGUUUUUUGAUCUAAUGAAUAUUUAUGCCAAACGUGAAAACUGUUCUGUAAAUGAUAUUCUUUUCAACAUUGAAAAUAAAAUAAUUAAUCCAGACGACACACCUUACAGCAUUGAUUACAAACUUUAUGAUAUCAUUACGGGCCGAGUUGUCCCAAAUUGCAAUAAUACGCCCAGCAAAAAGGACAAAAACGGAAUAGUUUUAAAGGUUCAAUCGAAUAAUUGGAAAAAAAUUGUUGAAAUUUCAAUUAAUAAAGAUGAAAAUUUUUCAAUACUAAGCGCCAAACUAGCUGAAGAAUUAAAAAUCAAUAUUAAAAAUUUUACAUUGAUAUUUGACGGAGAGCCAAUGGAUUUGAAAGAAACACCCACUGAUUUAGAUUUUGAAGGGGGAGAACUAAUAGACUGCAAAAUAAAAAAUGAUGAGUCUGAAAUUAAAGAAAACAAGAAUUUGAAAGGAAAAGAAGAAAAACAAAAAAAAGGAACCCGUCAAUCAAAACGUAAAGCCAAAUUGAGAUGAUAUAUUUUAGAAAAUUAAAUUAUUCUCACUUUUCAUUCAAAAUUCCUUCCCGUUUCACAAUUGUUACAAAAUAAAGAAAAUAAUUUUUGAUUUA
Messenger RNA from Condylostylus longicornis, 1278 nucleotides. It is a transcript of the gene Rad60, whose product is annotated as DNA repair protein Rad60. The transcript is spliced from 4 exons. The record is from RefSeq and is a predicted model, not a curated record. The coding region runs from base 132 to 1184 and encodes 350 amino acids. Gene Ontology annotation, biological process: positive regulation of transcription by RNA polymerase II; cytokine production. NCBI's taxonomy places the organism in Eukaryota, Metazoa, Arthropoda, Insecta, Diptera, Dolichopodidae. Gene Ontology annotation, molecular function: protein binding.